AUGACCCCCUUGGUACAGUUGCUGAAACUGUCCUCCGAGGGAAGCUCGUGCUACGGUAUGCUCAUCGCUGUGGGCUCGUCUUAUGCCUCUGGUUGUAAUGUUCUGGUUGCCAACCUUGAGAGGGUUUAUGCCAAAGCCGUCCUGCAUGAGCUCUCGCACUUAUCGUGGACUAUAGUCAGGAAGGAGCUCUUAUCCGUUAGAUACGGCCUUAGUAUCUUCAAAAGUCAAGUCCUCAAGAACCUCUCCAAAAAGACUAUCCCCACUAAGCUCUACCUGUACACCGACGACUCUGCCAAUUACCAGCGCACCAAGAAAGCCAUCAAGCAAGGGAAACCCAGCGAGGACCUGCCUCCGUGGGAGAAGAAUUGUAUCUCUUCGAUUAUCGACUUGGUCAACGAGCUUAAGGUCGAGUUGAGCUUCAUCCCUGGUGGGAUGAAUCCCGCGGACUGCCUGUCCCGUGGGGACAAGGACACUGUCGAUUAUGGGCUCCUACAAUCGACGAUCAAAGCACUGGUGCGAGGCACUGUGGAUCCAAACACUAUCCCUACAGCAUUGACAGCGAUAUCUACAUCUACCAUUUUCUCACAUCUCAAGGAUCAAUGCUCUCAGACUGAGGUAGCGGAUGUGCUGGAAAGGAUCCGUCAAGCUCAACGAGACGACGGUCAAGUCUUCUACAUCAAGGAAGCUGUGUCCAACGGUAACGCCACCUACAAGGAUCG
Perkinsus marinus ATCC 50983 is the source of this 719-nucleotide messenger RNA. RefSeq lists its product as hypothetical. The record is from RefSeq and is a predicted model, not a curated record. The transcript is spliced from 2 exons. The annotation marks the transcript as partial. Lineage: Eukaryota; Perkinsozoa; Perkinsida; Perkinsidae.